Brugia malayi is the source of this 2928-nucleotide messenger RNA. RefSeq lists its product as uncharacterized. The record is from RefSeq and is a predicted model, not a curated record. The transcript has 20 exons. Lineage: Eukaryota; Metazoa; Nematoda; Chromadorea; Rhabditida; Onchocercidae. Gene Ontology annotation, biological process: positive regulation of GTPase activity. The coding region runs from base 1 to 2928 and encodes 975 amino acids. Gene Ontology annotation, molecular function: GTPase activator activity.
AUGGUAUUAGCACCGAUGUCCUCAGAUGCAGAAUGUUACGAUGGGGACAUCUUUGAAAUAGAAGAUUUCACUAUUGUUACAAUCAAAGAAGGUUUGUGUGCUGAGUUGGAACAGUUGUUACGUAAAUGGGAGCUUAGUGGUGACAAUGGCAACAACUAUUCCUUCACAAAGGCAAUGUUAGCGGAGUGCCAGUGGGAUUCGAAAUAUGAUAAAAUUACAUACGGAAACAAUCAUUUAAUUGUUAGCUAUUACUGGCCAAAAAAUCUUCAAAGAAGUGAACAAGCAACGUCAAAUGCAGUUAAUAUGGACGCUUCGGAUUCUUUCCUAAGCAAUGCUGCGCGACUAUUUUGGUCAUCUGAGACGGACUUUUGUCCAGGAUCCAUUAUUUGCAACCAAUUUGGAGUCCUCGAAUUCAUUUUACUGACACCAUCUGAUUGGCAUUUCGACAGAGUGUCGAAUGAAGACCAAUUACGAGGAUUAUUGUCAUCUAUCACGGAAUCUGCUGGAAAAGCUGGAUGUGCUUUACCAAUAUUUGUACAAUAUGGUGAAAGAGAACGGCAACUAUAUUUCGGCGUUUGUCAAAAUAACUCUAUACGCACUAAUUUUGAAUCCGUUCACCAACGUCGAGGCCACCCAUUAAGAUGCCAUUUGUCGGGUUGUUUAGACAUCUUUCGGGAAACUUUGCAGUGCUCCUUAAUGGAUGAAGGGAAUCUACGAAUAUCUAUGCAGUUCGAUUACGUUCUCCAGGAUAAGCCGCAUUAUGCAUUUCCCAAAAAGAAAAUUGUGAUAGAGGAAGAAUUUUUACCAACAGAAGAUACAAGCAUUAUUGACAUUUCUCAUCUUCCGUUUGGUGCUACUACAAAUGCAAUUGAGGAAUUUGGUUUAUCUGCAGUUUGGUCAAACAUCGAAAGAGGGAUUGCUGUGGAGGAACAGAACCUUUCGAAUUUAGAUCCUCAGAGAGCCUUAGCAUUUAGUACGUGGGUUUCAAUAGAGAAGAAUGCAUCAUAUCUGAUGAGUUCUUGUCUAAGAAAACUGUUAGCAAUCGCUGAAUCACAGGAAGGCUCAGAUUUGGUUCAAAAACGGGAACCUUCAAGGGACGAUGCAAGUCGAGCAUUGUCUUCACUGUUAUCUCCAACAGUACCAGAAAAUAUCUCAAUUAGAAGUACAGAUCGUAUAAUAAAUGAAAGUGAUUUAGAACCUGCUAUUAUUCGGCAUUGGAUUGAUAAAGUGUUUGAAAAGACGAAGCAAGAGCACACUUUACCAAGCUGUAACACUUCAUACGAUGUAAAUUUUGAAUCUGCAUGCUCGAUGGAAAGAGCGUGGAGUCCUGGCCCAGGUAGUGCUGUUAAAAAUGUACAGUGUUCAAAAGCUUAUUGUGCCGAAGGCAUAAAGGAAGAAGGGAAUACAGUGGAUAUUUGCCAAAAACUUAGCGAUAUAUUAUCCGCAUGUAAAUCGGCUCCAGAAUCUAGUUUAACUUGUCGAAUCUCAAUUGCGCUUGCACAAAUGUUAUGUACUCGAGACCAUUCAUCAGCCGGAUUUUCUCACUUGUGGUCAGCUAUUACGUAUGAAUUGCAGGAAUACUACGAAAGAAAUUUAUACGUUCCUGGAAUGGAUGAGUGUAUAGCUCCGGACUUGUCCACCUGUAAAUUUCACCAGAAUCUACAGCUUUUACAAUGUGCAAUUGAAGCUAAAAAACAUCGUGAGUCAAAGAACCUUUUUAUUCAGAAAUGGCAACUAUGCAAAUCAGAACAUGAUGAAUUUUUUGACGCACCAGAAUCGCUAGAAGAUGGUAAAGAAAUCUCAAAGGAGGAGUCAGAUUCUUCAGGAGCGGAAGGACGCUUGAAACCUUUUGGCACGUUGCGACUUAUUCACUACCCCGAUAGACUUAUGUAUGAACCAGUCACACAGACUCGUGUUCCAGUAACUGAGGAUAUGCUGGAGAAGCAUGCUGAAUAUUUGGCUUCGUUGAAGGACCCUGAAGAACGGGUCAAAGCACAACUGGAGCCGCUUUUUUCCGACAUGGAGGCUUUUAAAGCCGCUAAUCCGGGCUGCUGUUUUGAAGAUUUUGUAAGGUGGCACUCUCCUCGUGAUUUUAUUGUGAAUGAUGAAAACACGGGCGAAGGCUGUUUAUCAAGUCGUAUGACGGGCGAAGGUAAUACAUGGCAACAGACGUGGAAUCGGGCGCAGCUGAAACCUGCUUAUCGUCAAAAGCUACUAUUUGAUGAUCUGAAAGCGGCUAAUAAGAUUAUUAGUGAUUUCGAAAAUCUCACCGUGUCAAAAUUGAUUGUUUAUAUUUUACCAGUUUUGUUCAAGUGUGCAUCUAUACAGUUAGUAGAUGAAUCAAAAUUAUAUUUUGAUCUGGUUGGCGACAAAUUACUCAACCUUUGUAAAAAAGUUUUGGAUUGUACAAGAAACAAUGCUUUGGAAGAUUACUUAGAUGCUGUCAAAGAUAUUACUCAAAUUGAAGAAGUAGUUGCUUGCUGUAAUGUGCUUUAUACACAGUUAGUGUCUGCGGCCGGCAAAAAGUUAACUGAAGAUGAGAAGUGUGAAAUACAGCAAUUCGUCAUGAUGCUUGUACGUUCAAACGAGCAGAACUAUGAAAACGCUACUAAUGGUGGGAAAGCUGGUGCUGGCUAUCGAGUACCCGUUGUUGACGGUUUAUGUGGACCUGUCGGUUCAGCUCUAAAGAAUCUCUUUUUUGGCUCUUCCAUAAAAGAUUCCUCAAAUAGGACUGAAAAGAAAACCCUUGAACAAAUCCUCACUGGCGAUGAAAACAUGCCAUAUCGCAGGAGACAAUAUGUAAUACGAUGUGGUGCUCGUAGACCUACGCUUGGGUCACGUACAUUGCCGCAAAGAUUAUAUGCUGCAAUUUCAAAAGAAGAAUAUAGAAUUUGUUUGACACUGUCAAGCGAUACCGUUUUAUCUUAA